AUGGUUUAUAUCGGUGAUAUGGUUUAUAUCGGUAAGAUGGUUUAUAUCGGUGAGAUGGUUUAUAUCGGUGAGAUGGUUUAUAUUGGUGAGAUGGUUUAUAUCGGUAAGAUGGUUUAUAUCGGUGAGAUGGUUUAUAUCGGUGAAAUGGUUGAUAUCAGUGAGAUGGUUCAUAUCGGUGAGAUGGUUUAUAUAGGUGAUAUGGUUUAUAUCGGUGAGAUGAUUUAUAUCGGUGAUAUGGUUUAUAUCGGUAAGAUGGUUUAUAUCGGUGAAAUGGUUUAUAUCAGUGAGAUGGUUUAUAUAGGUGAGAUGGUUUACAUCGGUGAGAUGGUUUAUAUCGGUGAGAUGGUUUAUAUUGAUGAGAUGGUUUAUAUCGGUGAGAUGGUUUAUAUAGGUGAUAUGGUUUACAUCGGUGAGAUGGUUUAUAUCGGUGAGAUGGUUUAUAUUGGUGAGGUGGUUUAUAUCGGUGAGAUGGUUUAUAUCGGUGAUAUGGUUUAUAUCGGUGAGAUGGUUUAUUUCGGUAAGAUGGGUAAUAUCGGUGAGAUGGUUUAUAUUGGUGAUAGAGAUGGUUUAUAUCGGUGA
This is a messenger RNA of Saccoglossus kowalevskii, 579 nucleotides long. RefSeq lists its product as uncharacterized. The record is from RefSeq and is a predicted model, not a curated record. Lineage: Eukaryota; Metazoa; Hemichordata; Enteropneusta; Harrimaniidae.